Molecule: messenger RNA, 1117 nt
Organism: Branchiostoma floridae (Florida lancelet)
Lineage: Eukaryota; Metazoa; Chordata; Leptocardii; Amphioxiformes; Branchiostomatidae
Product: sulfotransferase family cytosolic 1B member 1-like
Exons: 5
Coding region: 22-717 (231 amino acids)
Biological process (GO): sulfation
Cellular component (GO): cytoplasm
Molecular function (GO): sulfotransferase activity
Source: RefSeq, a predicted model, not a curated record
UUAAGUUAUUUUUGUUGCAAAAUGAAAGGUACCCAUUGGCUGCGGAAUAUUGUGCGCCAAAUCCUGCAUGAAAAGAGAGAAAGGUGCGAUGACGACGUGGACUUUGCCCUAGAGCACACGUAUCCAGGUAGACCGCCAUGCCACGCGGAACUGUCAGGGUGCGCUUCUCCAAGGCUGAUCCAUACGUUUCUUAGCAGAGAUCUGGCGCCUCCAGGACUAGCCCGUCCCUUCCAGAAGAUCAAAGUGUUGGUUUUGAUGAGAAACCCCAAAGACGUUUGUACAUCCUACUAUUUCUGGUCCCAAAACGUCAACUACUUCAAAACACCUGAAUCCUGGGAGACGUUUCAAGCAGACUUCCUGGAUGGAAACGUUACUCGAGGGUCUUAUUACGACCACGUGCUUGGCUGGUGGAAGAUGAAGGACGACCCCCAUUUUCUCUUCAUCAAGUACGAGGAUCUCAGGAAGAAAACGUUUUCGUCAGUAAAGGACAUAGCAGCGUUCCUGAACAAGCCGCUCAGCGAUGAAGACGUGGAUUUUGUGGUGAAGUCUUGCAGUUUUGAGACGCCAAUAGAGCCAGGGAAAAAACUCGCCAAAAUAAAGAGAAAGGGAGUCGUAGGUGACUGGAAGAACAACUUCACACAGCCACAGAGCGAGGCGUUCGACAAUCACUUCAAAGACAGAUUUGAAGGAAGUGGUCUUGAGUUUGAAUAUGAGUAGUGUGAAACAUUGGCACUAAAACGUAACAAAGCCGAGACAUUGAGAAAAAUAUACACAUCUUCCCAGAUAUGAUUUAUUGUCCUGGAUAUUUUGAAAGGCAAUUGGUAUUCUUCUUUUAUUAAUAUUGCCAUUGAAUCUGUCAGUGAUACAUGGUUAUAUUGCAAAAAAGUACACACUAAGACAUUUACCGAAUUGUAGAUAAGAUAUGUUACCCUAGGUACACUGGGUCUUUGAAGGACAUUUGGCUAUCCAAGAAAACAACAUUCUUCUGUGCAGUUAUCUACGAUUCAGAAAAGUAUAUACAGUGUACUAUACACACAAAUCUUCGAGUUAGACAGUACGAUUAAGGACACACAUGCUUAUUACUCAACAGCAUGUAUCAUCAAACACAAGCUCUGAC